AUGCAGUUGAGGGGAUCCCGCAUGAAGAGCAACGCGAACGCAUCGCUCGUCAUUCGCGACCUGCAGGAAGCAGACUCUGGGACGUACGAGUGCGUAGUUAUAGAUGGAGCACGCAGGGGCACUUCGCAGGUCUCGCACCUAAAGGUUUAUCAGGCUCCGCGAGUGACUACUUCGGCAACGCGUGUCGCAGUCCUACGCGGUGCGAGUGCCACACUUCGUUGUGACGUCACCGGUAUCCCAACUCCGGUUGUGGAAUGGAGAAAACGCGGCGAGGACACGUUGCCGCCAAGCAGUGUUGCUGAUGGCCAGUUGGGCACCCUGUUGUUUCCUCGAGUCGAAGAAAACCACGGAGGAGAAUACAUGUGCGUGGCUUCCAAUGUUGCCGGCACGGAUCAAGGAUUCAUUCACCUGGAAGUAAGAGUGCCUCCAUCAAUUGUGAACGAAACCCAGGUGGACACGGUAAAGGUCGUCAAAGGGAGUACCAUCGCUUUGACGUGCCCUUCCACAGGAAUGCCCAACCCGAAAGUCACCUGGCUUAAGGACGGCAGCGUACUCUCCGGUACCGAACUACGUUAUAUCGAAGUCUACCCCGAGGGCCUCCAUAUCACCUACGUCAACACGGAGGCGGCUGGAAGAUACACUUGCGUCGCGACCAAUGUCGCGGGAACGGCGCAGAAGGAGUUCCUCCUGGAUGUGCUUGGUAAAGUAGAUGCAUCACGUCCUUAA
Ornithodoros turicata is the source of this 726-nucleotide messenger RNA. RefSeq names its product hemicentin-2-like. Gene Ontology annotation, biological process: homophilic cell-cell adhesion. Gene Ontology annotation, cellular component: plasma membrane. The record is from RefSeq and is a predicted model, not a curated record. Lineage: Eukaryota; Metazoa; Arthropoda; Arachnida; Ixodida; Argasidae. The transcript has 3 exons. The coding region runs from base 1 to 726 and encodes 241 amino acids.